CUUUCCGCCAUCUUUCCGUGCCGCCAUAAUGGUGCGCAUGAAUGUCCUGGCCGAUGCUCUCAAGAGUAUCAACAAUGCCGAAAAGAGAGGCGAACGCCAGGUUCUUAUUAGGCCGUGCUCCAAAGUCAUCGUCAGGUUUCUCACUGUGAUGAUGAAGCAUGGUUACAUUGGCGAAUUUGAAAUCAUCGAUGAUCACAGGGCUGGGAAAAUUGUUGUGAACCUCACAGGCAGGCUACAUAAGUGUGGAGUGAUCAGCCCCAGGUUUGAUGUGCAACUGAAAGAUCUAGAAAAAUGGCAGAAUAACCUGCUCCCGUCCCGUCAGUUUGGUUUCAUUGUACUGACAACCUCAGCUGGCGUCAUGGACCAUGAAGAAGCAAGACGAAAACACACGGGAGGGAAAAUCCUUGGAUUCUUUUUCUAGGGAUGUAAUACAUACGUGCAAAUAAAAGGCCUCAGAGGACUCUGGUGCUUCCCUCAGUCGUUCUGAACUUUGUACAGCAGAGUAGCAAGAGCGUCUGCGGGAGUGUACAGCCUUUGUGUUAAUUGGUGAAUGCUGUUUCCUUGACGUAGAAGAAAGUUUUGACUUGGGAUAACUUUCGCCGUCACCCUUGUGGCUCACCAGAGGAGGGUGUGUCUGGCCCUGGAUGGUUGACUCUGGGUUGGGGUCCAGGUGGUGAAGCUGUCCCUUUCUGGAGUCUUACAUUAACCCUGGAAGGAGUGGUGCCUUUCCUCUUUUUAGCUUGACAGAAUACACAUUUCAAGCCCUAAAAA
This is a messenger RNA of Orcinus orca (killer whale), 771 nucleotides long. RefSeq names its product 40S ribosomal protein S15a-like. Gene Ontology annotation, cellular component: cytosolic small ribosomal subunit; ribosome. Bases 29 to 421 code for a protein of 130 amino acids. Gene Ontology annotation, biological process: translation. NCBI's taxonomy places the organism in Eukaryota, Metazoa, Chordata, Mammalia, Artiodactyla, Delphinidae. The transcript has a single exon. Gene Ontology annotation, molecular function: structural constituent of ribosome. The record is from RefSeq and is a predicted model, not a curated record.